Molecule: messenger RNA, 6564 nt
Organism: Delphinapterus leucas (beluga whale)
Lineage: Eukaryota; Metazoa; Chordata; Mammalia; Artiodactyla; Monodontidae
Source: RefSeq, a predicted model, not a curated record
CGGCGGAGGCGGGCGCGGGCGCGUCCCUGUGGCCAGUCACCCGGCGGAGUUGGUCGCACAAUUAUGAAAGACUCAGUUUCUGCUGCUAGUGCCGGAGCUGAGUUAGUUCUGAGAAGGUUUCCCUGGGCUGUCCUUGUCCGGCGGCCUCUGCUGCCGCCUCCGGAGACGCUUCCCGAUAGAUGGCUACAGGCCGCGGAGGAGGAGGAGGUGGAGUUGCUGCCCUUCCGGAGUCCGCCCCGUGAGGAGAAUGUCCCAGAAAUCCUGGAUAGAAAGCACUUUGACCAAGAGGGAAUGUGUAUACAUUAUACCAAGUUCAAAAGACCCUCACAGGUGCCUUCCAGGAUGUCAAAUUUGUCAACAACUCGUCAGGUGUUUUUGUGGUCGCUUGGUCAAGCAACAUGCUUGUUUUACUGCAAGUCUUGCCAUGAAAUACUCAGAUGUGAAAUUGGGUGACCAUUUUAAUCAGACAUUAGAAGAGUGGUCUGUGGAAAAACAUACAGAACAGAGCCCAACGGAUGCUUAUGGAGUCAUAAAUUUUCAAGGGGGUUCUCAUUCCUACAGAGCUAAGUAUGUGAGGCUAUCAUAUGACACCAAACCUGAAGUCAUUCUACAACUUCUUCUUAAAGAAUGGCAAAUGGAAUUACCCAAACUUGUUAUCUCUGUACACGGUGGCAUGCAGAAAUUUGAGCUUCACCCACGAAUCAAGCAGUUGCUUGGAAAGGGUCUUAUUAAAGCUGCAGUUACAACUGGAGCCUGGAUUUUAACAGGAGGAGUAAACACAGGUGUGGCAAAACAUGUUGGUGAUGCCCUUAAAGAACAUACUUCCAGAUCAUCUCGAAAGAUUUGCACUAUCGGAAUAGCUCCGUGGGGAGUGAUUGAAAACAGAAAUGAUCUUGUUGGGAGAGAUGUGGUUGCUCCUUACCAAACGUUAUUGAACCCUCUGAGCAAAUUGAAUGUUCUGAAUAAUCUACAUUCCCAUUUCAUAUUGGUGGAUGAUGGCACUGUUGGAAAGUAUGGGGCAGAAGUCAGACUGAGAAGAGAACUUGAAAAAACUAUUAAUCAGCAAAGAAUUCAUGCUAGAAUUGUUCAAGGUGUUCCUGUGGUGGCACUUAUAUUUGAGGGUGGGCCAAACGUUAUCCUCACAGUUUUAGAAUACCUUCAGGAAAGUCCUCCUGUUCCAGUCGUCGUAUGUGAAGGAACAGGCAGGGCUGCAGAUCUACUAGCAUAUAUUCAUAAACAGACAGAAGAAGGAGGGAAUCUUCAUGAUGCAGCAGAGCCUGAUAUUAUUUCAACCAUCAAAAAAACAUUUAACUUUGGCCAGAGUGAAGCAGUUCAUUUAUUUCAAACACUGAUGGAAUGUAUGAAAAGAAAGGAGCUCAUUACUGUUUUCCACAUUGGAUCAGAUGAACAUCAAGAUAUAGAUGUAGCAAUACUUACUGCACUGCUUAAAGGCACUAAUGCAUCUGCAUUUGACCAGCUCAUCCUUACAUUGGCAUGGGAUAGAGUUGACAUUGCCAAAAAUCAUGUAUUUGUUUAUGGACAGCAGUGGCUGGUUGGAUCCUUGGAACAAGCUAUGCUUGAUGCUCUUGUAAUGGAUAGAGUUGCAUUUGUAAAACUUCUUAUUGAAAAUGGAGUAAGCAUGCAUAAAUUCCUUACCAUUCCUAGACUGGAAGAACUUUACAACACUAAACAAGGCCCAACUAAUCCAAUGCUAUUUCAUCUUGUUCGAGAUGUCAAACAGGGAAAUCUUCCUCCAGGAUAUAAGAUCACUCUAAUUGAUAUAGGACUUGUUAUUGAAUAUCUUAUGGGAGGAACCUAUAGAUGCACCUACACUCGGAAACGUUUUCGAUUAAUAUAUAAUAGUCUUGGUGGAAAUAAUCGGAGGUCUGGCAGAAAUACCUCCAGCAGCACUCCUCAAUUGCGAAAGAGUCAGGAAUCUUUUGGCAAUAGAGCAGAUAAAAAGGAAAAAAUGAGGCAUAAUCAUUUCAUUAAAACAGCACAGCCCUACCGACCAAAGAUUGAUACAGCUGUGGAAGAAGGAAAGAAGAAAAGAACCAAAGAUGAAAUUGUAGAUAUUGAUGAUCCAGAAACCAAGCGCUUUCCUUAUCCACUUAAUGAACUGCUAAUUUGGGCUUGCCUUAUGAAGAGGCAGGUCAUGGCCCGUUUUUUGUGGCAGCAUGGUGAAGAAUCAAUGGCUAAAGCAUUAGUUGCCUGUAAGAUCUAUCGUUCAAUGGCAUAUGAAGCAAAGCAGAGUGACCUCGUAGAUGAUACUUCAGAGGAAUUGAAACAAUAUUCCAAUGAUUUUGGUCAACUGGCAGUUGAAUUAUUAGAACAAUCCUUCAGACAAGAUGAAACCAUGGCUAUGAAAUUGCUCACUUAUGAACUGAAAAACUGGAGUAAUUCCACCUGUCUUAAGUUAGCAGUUUCUUCAAGACUUAGACCUUUUGUAGCCCACACCUGUACACAAAUGUUGUUAUCUGAUAUGUGGAUGGGAAGGCUGAAUAUGAGGAAAAAUUCCUGGUACAAGGUCAUACUAAGCAUUUUAGUUCCACCUGCCAUAUUAAUGUUAGAAUAUAAAACUAAGGCUGAAAUGUCUCAUAUUCCACAAUCUCAAGAUGCUCAUCAAAUGACAAUGGAAGAUAGUGAGAACAACUUUCAGAACAUAACAGAAGAGAUUCCCAUGGAAGUAUUUAAAGAAGUAAGAAUAUUGGACAGGAAUGAAGGGAAGAAUGAAUUGGAGAUACAAAUAAAAUCAAAAAAGCUUCCAAUCACACGGAAGUUUUAUGCCUUUUAUCAUGCACCAAUUGUAAAAUUCUGGUUUAACACGUUGGCAUACUUAGGAUUUCUGAUGCUUUAUACAUUUGUCGUUCUUGUACAAAUGGAACAAUUACCUUCAGUUCAAGAAUGGAUUGUUAUUGCUUAUAUUUUUACCUAUGCUAUUGAGAAAGUCCGUGAGAUCUUUAUGUCUGAAGCUGGAAAAAUAAGCCAGAAGAUUAAAGUGUGGUUUAGUGAUUACUUCAAUAUCAGUGAUACAAUUGCCAUAAUUUCUUUCUUCAUUGGAUUUGGACUAAGAUUUGGAGCAAAAUGGAACUUUGAGAAUGCAUAUGAUAAUCAUGUUUUUGUGGCUGGAAGAUUAAUUUACUGUCUUAACAUAAUAUUUUGGUAUGUGCGUUUGCUAGAUUUUCUAGCUGUAAAUCAACAGGCAGGACCUUAUGUAAUGAUGAUUGGAAAAAUGGUGGCCAAUAUGUUCUACAUUGUAGUGAUUAUGGCUCUUGUAUUACUUAGUUUUGGUGUUCCCAGAAAGGCAAUACUUUAUCCUCGUGAAGCACCAUCUUGGACUCUUGCUAAAGACAUAGUUUUUCAUCCAUACUGGAUGAUUUUUGGUGAAGUUUAUGCAUAUGAAAUUGAUGUUUGUGCAAAGGAUUCCACUAUCACUGAAAUCUGUGGUCCUGGGACAUGGUUGACUCCAUUUCUUCAAGCAGUCUACCUCUUUGUACAGUAUAUCAUUAUGGUCAAUCUUCUUAUUGCAUUUUUCAACAAUGUGUAUUUACAAGUGAAGGCAAUUUCCAAUAUUGUAUGGAAGUACCAACGUUAUCAUUUUAUUAUGGCUUAUCAUGAGAAACCAGUUCUGCCUCCACCACUUAUCAUUCUCAGCCAUAUAGUUUCUCUGUUUUGCUGCAUAUGUAAAAGAAGAAAAAAAGACAAGACUUCGGAUGGACCAAAACUUUUUUUAACAGAAGAAGAUCAAAAGAAACUUCAUGAUUUUGAAGAGCAGUGUGUUGAGAUGUAUUUUAAUGAAAAAGAUGACAAAUUCCAUUCUGGGAGUGAAGAGAGAAUUCGUGUCACUUUUGAAAGAGUGGAGCAGAUGUCCAUUCAGAUUAAAGAAGUUGGAGAUCGCGUCAACUAUAUCAAAAGAUCAUUACAAUCAUUAGAUUCUCAAAUUGGCCAUUUGCAAGAUCUUUCGGCCCUGACUGUAGAUACAUUAAAAACACUCACUGCCCAGAAAGCUUCAGAAGCUAGCAAAGUUCACAAUGAAAUCACACGAGAAUUGAGCAUUUCCAAACAUUUGGCUCAAAACCUUAUUGAUGAUGGUCCUGUAAGACCUUCUGUAUGGAAAAAGCACAGUGUUGUAAAUACACUUAGCUCCUCUCUUCCUCAAAGUGGUCUUGAAAGUAAUAAUCCUUUUCUUUGUAAUAUUUUUAUGAAAGAUGAAAAAGAUUCCCAAUUUAACAUAUCUGGUCAGGAUUUACCUGUAAUACCCCAGAGAAAAGAAUUCAAUUUUCCAGAGGCUGGUUCCUCUUGUGGUGCCUUAUUCCCAAGUGCUGUCUCUCCUCCAGAACUGCGACAGAGACAACAUGGAGUAGAAACCUUAAAAAUGUUUAGUAAAACUCAAAAAUCAGGCAGUUCGUCUAAUAGCAUACCACAUCUGUCAUCCCCACCAACCAAAUUUUUUGUUAGUACACCAUCCCAGCCAAGUUGCAAAAGCCACUUGGAAACUAUAACCAAAGAUCAAGAAACUGUUUGUUCUAAAGCUGCAGAAGGAGAUAAUGUAGAAUUUGGAGCAUUCGUAGGACACAGAGAUAGCAUGGAUUUACAGAGGUUUAAAGAAACGUCAAACAAGAUAAAAGAAAUAUUAUCCAAUGAUAUUCCUUCUGAAGACACUCUGAAACUUGUGAGUUCUCAUGCUGGAUUUACUGAGUGUCACAAAACUUCUGUUCCUCUUCAUUCAGAGCAAGUGGAAAGUAACAGUAGAAGGCCAUCUAUAGAAGACACUCAUGAAGUAGAUUCCAAAGCAGCUUUACUACCGGUUUGUACAUUUCAAUUAAACAUAUGUGUAUUUAAAAAUAUUUAUUUAGGGCUUCCUGGUCUCAUUUGUUUAUUUACCAUUUUAGGUCUUGCUUCUCCAUUUAAACCAGUUAUGGAUACAAAUUACUAUUACUCAGCUGUGGAAAGAAAUAACUUGAUGAGAUUAUCCCAGAGCAUUCCAUUUACACCUGUGCCUCCAAGAGGUGAGCCUGUCACAGUGUAUCGCUUGGAAGAGAGUUCUCCCAACAUACUGAAUAACAGCAUGUCUUCGUGGUCACAGCUAGGCCUCUGUGCCAAAAUAGAGUUUUUAAGUAAAGAGGAGAUGGGAGGAGGUUUACGAAGAGCUGUCAAAGUACAGUGUACUUGGUCAGAACAUGAUAUCCUCAAAUCAGGACAUCUUUAUAUUAUCAAAUCUUUUCUUCCUGAGGUGGUUAAUACAUGGUCAAGUAUUUAUAAAGAAGAUACAGUUCUGCAUCUUUGUCUUAGAGAAAUUCAACAACAGAGAGCAGCACAAAAGCUCACAUUUGCCUUCAACCAAAUGAAACCCAAAUCCAUACCAUAUUCUCCAAGGUUCCUUGAAGUUUUCCUGCUGUAUUGCCAUUCAGCAGGACAGUGGUUCGCUGUGGAAGAAUGUAUGACUGGAGAAUUUAGAAAAUACAACAACAAUAAUGGUGAUGAGAUUAUUCCAACAAAUACACUGGAAGAGAUCAUGCUAGCCUUUAGCCAUUGGACUUAUGAAUAUACAAGAGGGGAGUUACUGGUACUUGAUUUACAAGGUGUGGGUGAAAAUUUGACUGACCCAUCUGUGAUAAAGGCAGAAGAAAAGAGAUCCUGUGAUAUGGUUUUUGGCCCAGCAAACCUAGGAGAAGAUGCAAUAAAAAACUUCAGAGCAAAACAUCACUGUAAUUCUUGCUGUAGAAAGCUUAAACUUCCAGAUCUGAAGAGGAAUGACUAUACACCUGACAAAGUUAUAUUUCCUCAGGAUGAGCCUUCUGAUUUGACUCUUCAGCCUGGAAAUUCCACCAAAGAAUCAGAAUCAACUAAUUCUAUUCGUCUGAUGUUAUAAUAUUACUGAGUCAUUGGUUUUGCCUACACCUCACAAAAAUGUUACUGUCGCUUUUCAUUUAGGAGGGAACUGUUUGGUAAUAAAGAAAAGCGUGUGCUAAUUGAAUAUGCUGAACUGGCACAUUUAAAAGGUCAAUAUUCUUUUGACCUGAUUAAAUUAGUUGGGAACUCCCUAUACAAUACAGCUGGCAGCUGUUAAAUUUUAAAGGUAAAAAAAAAUUAGUAUUUAUAACUUUUUAAAGGGCUCUUUUUAACAGAGGAUUUCAUUUGACUUUGUUCUGAUGAGGGUAAUACCCUCUCUUCAUGUGGUGCAAUACCAUUAACCAAAGUUAGGUGUCCGUGCAGAUUUUAUUGGCAGCUGGUUUACUGCCAUUCAGCUAGCAAAAUGAAGAAAUCACCCAGUCUUUUGGUUAAAUGGCAGUCAGGUGUCUUCCUCAGUGUGUUUCAGUGUGUUCAGUGAUGAUGUCACUAGUGCCCAGCUAGAUGCUUGUUGUUUCCCGUCUCAUGGGAAAGGAGAUGACUUGUUACAAUUCUAGAUCUACAGGGAUAUAGAAAGCCCAAGCAGAAAACCAUUUUCUAAGAGGGACCUUAUGAAUCAGGGUUAGGCUCCUAUUUAAAAGGUAGAGCCAGUGUUUUUCGUUAAAUAGAGCCCAAAUUGUGCAAAGUAUUAGUGCUUUUUUUUUUUUUUUUUUU